Molecule: messenger RNA, 2172 nt
Organism: Stegostoma tigrinum
Lineage: Eukaryota; Metazoa; Chordata; Chondrichthyes; Orectolobiformes; Stegostomatidae
Product: butyrophilin subfamily 2 member A2-like
Exons: 12
Coding region: 455-1954 (499 amino acids)
Molecular function (GO): protein binding
Source: RefSeq, a predicted model, not a curated record
AAGGUACAGAGGACAUUUCAAACGGUGUUUUGGCGUGCAUGCUUUUAACAACGAGACAGGUUUGUUUUGCUGCGGGAAGUUGAUCAAAUGUUUCAAUAUUGCACUGUUACAGAGGGUGCAGGAGCAUUGACGUUAAACUGACGAAAGCUCAGCUCAAAAUUCUCCGGAUUAAACUCAGAACUCCGUCCUCCCUAUUUUUUAUGAAGUUGACUCCCAAAAAUUUAUGGACGGAGGGAGUGGAGGUGACGUUAAAUAGAAACUGAAAGACUCUGAUCGAUCUCUGCUACUUUAUGUCGCCCUUCCCGAAUUUUGGAUUUUCUUUUCUAGGCCUGGUGAGCUUUCCGAGCACUUCCCGUUUUUGUUCCUGAUUUCCACGAUCCGCAGUUGUUUUGUUUUGACAGCUAUGACACAUCAUUCCCUGGAUCUGCUGAUGCUGGAUUUCUGAAUUUCCAGAAUGCUGCUUCUGCUCCAGGCUCUUAUCUGGAUCUCUCAUGUGGCUAUUACAGCGGCAGAUUUAGAGGUGACGGGACCAUUAGUUCCCAUCUUGGGGGUUGUUGGGGACAGCGUGGUCCUGGACUGUCUGUUGGUCAUGAAAAAACCCCUGGAGAACAUGGAAGUCCGCUGGAUCAACACAGCAUAUGGCUAUAGCUCGCCUGUCCAUACAUACAGGGCGGGAGAGGACGAUUUGACACUCCAGCCCUUGGUCUACAGAGGCCGGACCGAACUGUUUCUCGACAAAGUGGCACAGGGGAAUCUCUCUCUCUGGCUCAAGGAUGUCCGAGUCUCUGACAGGGGACAGUACAAGUGCUUUGUGACAUCUGCCAUCAAACACAAUGAGUUCAAACUCACGCUGGAUGUGACAGGUACAGGCCGCCAGCCCACGAUUGAGAUGGAGGGCCAAACGGGAGAUGGCAUCAGACUGGGCUGCAGAUCCAAAGGGUGGUACCCAGAGCCACCCGUCCUGUGGUCGGAUGGAGAUGGAGAGAACGUAGCAGCCCAGCAGCAAACCACGUAUCAGCCGGACACUCAGGAACUGCUCACGGUCAGCAGCUUCAUCGAGAUCCCCAAGCAGUCCACCAACAAGUACACUUGUGUCAUUAGUAACAAGAUUCUGGAGGAGAAACAGGAGGCUCACAUCCAGAUUGCAGAUUCCUUCUUCCCCUAUGUUUCCCAAUGGCUGAUAGCGUUCUGGAUCCUGUUUGCUCUGGUUAUUGCAGCGGUCGCUCUUGCAGUGUGGUACCUUCGGAAAUUACAGAAUGAGAUUCAAGGCCUCAGGAAAUCUGAAGAUAAUCUCGAACGUCAAAGGCUGCUGGAUGUAACCGAAUGUGAGAAACUUCAGCAGAAGUUAGAACAAUGGAGGCCUCUGGUCCAGUCAGAGUGGAACAGGAUACAGAGCUAUGCAGCUCCAGCCUCUCUGACUCUGGACCCGAACACAGCGCAUCCCCGGCUCAUCCUGUCUGAGGACCGGACCAGUGUGAGACUCGGAUACAAACGGCAGCUGCUCCCUGACUCCCCGGAGAGAUUUGAUCUCUGGCAAUGUAUCCUGGGAUCAGAGGGAUUCACAUCAGGGAGUCAUUACUGGGAGGUGGAGGUGGGGGAGAAGAUUAUGUGGAUUCUGGGAGUGGUCCGGGAGUCUGUCAGGAGGAAAGGGUGGAUCAACGCGGUGGAGGAGACCGGAUUCUGGAUUGUGGCGCUGAGGCUCCAAAAAGGUUAUUUUGCCUCCACCUCCCCCUCAUGGACUGACCUCUCCCUGCAUGUGAAUCCCCGGAAGAUCGGGGUUUUCCUGGACUACGAGGGUGGACAGGUGUCAUUUUACAACGCGGUCACCAUGUCCCAUCUCCACACUUUCACCCACACUUUCACUGACAGGAUCUUUCCCUUCUUCAAUCCGGGACGGAAUAUUGACGGGAAUAACUCCGGCCCGCUGACAAUCUGCGGGAUUAAAGGACACUGACUGAUCCAAGAUAAUGGGAACUGCAGAUGCUGGAGAAUCCAAAAUAACAAAGUGUGAAGCUGGAUGAACACAGCAGCCAAGCAGCAUCUCAGGAGCACAAAAGCUGACGUUUUGGGCCUAGACCCUUCAUCAGAGAGGGGAAUGGGGAGAGGGUUCUGAAAUAAAUAGGGAGAGAGGGGGAGGUGGACUGAAGAUGGAUAGAGGAGAAGAUAGGUGCA